Neodiprion fabricii is the source of this 1536-nucleotide messenger RNA. It is a transcript of the gene Elp4, whose product is annotated as elongator complex protein 4. The coding region runs from base 330 to 1376 and encodes 348 amino acids. The record is from RefSeq and is a predicted model, not a curated record. NCBI's taxonomy places the organism in Eukaryota, Metazoa, Arthropoda, Insecta, Hymenoptera, Diprionidae. Gene Ontology annotation, cellular component: transcription elongation factor complex; cytoplasm; elongator holoenzyme complex. Gene Ontology annotation, biological process: tRNA wobble uridine modification. The transcript has 5 exons.
CAAUGCGACUUACCCGAUUCACCUGUGAUUUCAUCGUGUCGUGAAAAGGCCGUUUGGAAUGAAGAUUAACUUGAAAUGGAGUAACAUGUGGCACUAACCAAUAGAAACCUCGCUUUUCCCGCGUUUGUGGUUGCGUUUUUACCUUCGAAGUAACCUCCUCAGAAUUUCAUGAUGUAUCUGUACUUCAUACAAGGCUGAUUUCAUCGUUCAUAACCUCUACUAGCACGCGUAUAAGAUUCGAAUAUUUCUAAAGCAAAUCAUGACAAGUAGUAUUCAGCUUGCUAAAAGUAAAAUCCCUUUUGUGCCAGGAACAAAGCCUUCAAUCCAGAAUGCCCAGCUUCUCGUUUCGACGGGCGUUCCUUCAUUGGACCAUUUUUCGAAACUGUACUAUAAUUACAGGUGGUGGUCUGCCCGUGGGAACGAUCAUCCUCAUAGAGGAGGAUACCUAUGGCAGCUAUGGUAGAAUUAUUCUCAAAUAUUUCAUGGCGGAGGGUGUUGUUUCCUCUCACCAGCUUCUUGUUGCAUCCCAGGAUCUGAAACCAACACAGCUUGUGGCUGAAUUGCCAGCAGUUGCGGUCGACUCAAUCACCUGUCCACCGCCACAGGAUGAAAAGAUGCAAAUAGCUUGGAGAUACCAAAAUAUGAGGAAAAUCGAUACCUCACCAACUGGAGGACAGCCCUUUGGACACUAUUAUGACCUCACUAAAACUAUCAACAACAAUAUUGUAGAAGCAGCCAGUAUCAAACACUGGGAUGGAAGUGAUGUGAGAUACACGGCAGAAUCCUUUGGAAACAAUGCUUAUGUUGAUCUGCUAAAAACUGUUCAGGAAAGCAUAAAAGAUGGCCAAUUCUCAAUUUCAAGCGAACCAGAAAAAAGAAAUAUUCUUAGGAUAGCAAUUCAUUCCUUGGGUUCAAGACUCUGGUUAAAUGAGAGAGAAGAAACUAUGACCGGUGACCUUUUGAAAUUCUUCUAUUGCCUAAAAUCUCUUCUUAGGAACGCAUAUGCGGUUGCUAUGGUCACAAUUCCAGCUCAUCACUUUGACAACUCCGAUGCAGUGGUAGAGCGGACAGAACACUUGUCAGACAUAGCAUUGAGGCUGGAGUCUUUUGCUGGAUCAGCUAAAGAGGCGAAUCCUAUAUUCAGCGAUUAUCACGGCCUAUUACACAUCCGGAAGUUGGGAGCGCUGAAUUCCUUGGCACCCCAUUACCCAGAAUCCGUGGAUCUUGCUUUUAAGCUUCGUCGGAAAAAAUUCGUUGUUGAGGUGCUACAUCUACCUCCGGAAUUGCCAGGUACUGCUCAAAGGGAACAAGACGAAAUUGUGCCAUUAGCUAGGGACUGUAGCAGUGGGGCAAGAAAAAGUCGAUUGGACUUUUGAGGUGUUACCUUGGGUGGCGAAAGUUGAAAGUUUCUAACAUUGAGAAAAAAUUUUCACUUUUUGUAUAUACUGAUAAUUUAUCAAAAUAAUUUUGUAAUUUCUUCGGAGACGCUCUCGAGCUAAAAACAAGAUGAAUAAUAAACUAUGAUUAUUAAACUAA